AUGUCCUCCACCGACUCCAGCAACCAGCCCUCUAAGGCCACCGGCCAGUACCAUUCCGUGAAGGGUACCGUCGUCGAGACCAUCGGUGAUGUCACUGGCGCCACCACUUGGACCCAGUCCGGCAAGGAGGAGCACGCCCAGGGCGAGGCCGAGUAUAACGCUGCCCAAGCCCAGAACUACGUUGAGGGUGCCGCUGACCGCGCUGCCGGCUACAAGGACUCGGUCCUCGGCGCUGUCAUGGGUGAUAAGUCACAGCAGGCACAAGGCGACGUACGUCAUGACGUCGGCAAGGCCCAGCAGAAGGCUAACGAGCCUUCGACGUGA
This is a messenger RNA of Coniophora puteana RWD-64-598 SS2, 324 nucleotides long. RefSeq names its product mismatched base pair and cruciform DNA recognition protein. Bases 1 to 324 code for a protein of 107 amino acids. The record is from RefSeq and is a predicted model, not a curated record. Lineage: Eukaryota; Fungi; Basidiomycota; Agaricomycetes; Boletales; Coniophoraceae. The transcript is spliced from 3 exons.